Pseudo-nitzschia multistriata is the source of this 3195-nucleotide messenger RNA. NCBI's taxonomy places the organism in Eukaryota, Bacillariophyta, Bacillariophyceae, Bacillariales, Bacillariaceae. The record is from the annotation of a GenBank genome assembly.
GAAUUUUAUGGAAUGAGUGSAAAAAGAAAAAUUGAUGCAAUCAAGAAUUAGAUUGUUGCAUCAUGCGCCUCCAAAACUGAUCUCAGAGUUUUUUGCUAUCAUUCUACCCUUSGACCGAAUUUCUCCCAGAAGCCAUUCAGAAUUUUCAAGGACCUUCAACAUUUUUCAUGAAUCAUUUUAAUUACUGAAAAUUCUGAAAAUAAUGACCAUACUGCUCAAGUUUUCAAGUUCUCACCCGCGGUGCGGCCUGCAACAUCACCUAUGUCCUUGUGUGCAUCAGUCCAGGCUGUGUGAAAGCGGCCUGGCAUGUCAGUGCGCUCAUACGUAUGACCUCCAAAGAAGUCACGCUGCGCUUGCGUCAAAGAAGCAGGAAGACGCUCACGGCGGUAUGUGUCAAAAUACAUUAGAGAGCCACACAAAGAGGGGCAGGCAAUCCCGCUUGUAGCGCAAAGGGCAACAGUGCGUCUCCACGCAGGCUCAGCGUCGAUGAUCUCUUUUGCAAAGCCGGGAUCAAUCAUCAAGUUUUGAAGGUCUGGAUUCGUACUGAAGGCCAUUUGGAUGUUGUCCAAAAGCUUUGCGCGAAUUAUGCACCCGCCCAUCCACAGACGAGCACAUUCGGCAAGAUCAACACCCCAUUGAAAUUCAUUGGAGGCAGCCUUGAUCAAGCUCAAGCCCUGUGCAUAGGAGCAAAUCUUGGAUGCGAAGAGUGCCGAUCUCAAGUCCGCAAUAACUUGAUCUUUGUCAACUGCAUUUAUCAUUGGAGAUCCAAAAAUCUUCGAUGCGGCAACCCGUUCGUCCUUCCUGGCACUCAGCACUCGCGAAUCUAAGGCAGCAACUAUUGUUGGUGCAGCGACCGCACGUUCGGCCGAUUCUUUUGCUGUCCAUAGACCUGUUCCUUUCAUACCGGUUUUGUCGAGAAUGCUAUCAACAAGGUAACCGUUAGUCGUGUCRUCUUUUUUGCGCAGGCAAAUUUCUGAUAUCUCGAUUAGAUAGGAGUCUAGCUCGCCCUUAUUCCACUCAGCAAAUACGUCGGCAAUCUCAUCGUUGUUCAUGCUCAAUAAAGUCUUCAUCACAUCGUAAACUUCCGCAAUGAGCUGCAUAUCACCGUAUUCAAUACCAUUGUGCACCAUCUUGACGUAAUUGCCACUACCAACUGGUCCCAAAUAGCCAACACAAGCUCCUGUCCUCUCAACUUGAGCAGCGCAUUUUUCGAAAAUGGGUGCGACCAAUUCGUACGCUUGUUUAGGGCCGCCUGGCAUCAAUGCAGGUCCAUUUCGAGCGCCCUCUUCUCCUCCAGAGAUACCCAUUCCAAUGAACUGAAUGCCCUUAUUCAACAAUUCAGUUGAGCGUCUUACGCUGUUCGGGUACCAUUCAUUACCACCAUCAAUAAGUAUGUCUCCAGGCUCCAUAAAUGCAGAUAGCUUUUUGAUUGUUUCAUCAACAGGCUUGCCUGCCUGGACCAAAAUUAUAACCUUGCGAGGCUUGCUAAGGCGGGCAAUAAAUUCUUCUGCACUCAUGGCUCCUACCAGAGGAAAGUCGCCUUCCAAUUUGGCACGUGCAACCGUAGUAUCGACCUUUGCUGGAGAACGAUUACCGACACAUACUUUAAAGCCGUGAGAUGCCAUGUUCAGGGCAAAAUUCUGACCCAUCACCGCCAAACCCCACAAUCCAAUUUCAGAUUUUUCAUCAUCGGAAAAGUCGAAUUUUGAUUUUCCAUGAGCGCCAGAUACAGCCUUUGCUUUCCCGCUGGAGUCAUUAUAAACAUAAGCAUCGUUCCUAGUGAAUCCUAAGGUGGCAAUGAACUCGUCUGCUUCAAUCGGCCCACGAGAGCCUAAAAUAUGAAGAACAAAAAACAAACAAACUUAGCACAAAGAAUUCCGUGGGAGAAGAGUUUUGGUUCACGACAAAGAUCUUGGAACACUUACCCUGUAGGUACUUAAUUGGACGAACGUUGGUUUCCUCGAUCUGGUGAAGGAUUGGAGUAAAUAUCUUCCAAGCACGCCGAAGCUCGUCGUCGCGAACGAAGGCACCUUGAUUACCUUGCAAUACAUCGAGAAUCAGACGAGUAUAAGCAUCCGGAUUGCACAUUUUGUUGUUGGCAAAGAAACGAGUGUCGUAGUUGAGCUCCAUUUCUGUUUGAAGCGGUUGACUCGUAAACCCGGGGCGCUUCACAUUUGUCUUCACAUAAAUUGCUUCCUUUGGCUGCAAUCGAAGUACGAUUUCGUUACGAGGGCAAUCGUGACCUUCAAAUAAAUAUUCAGCAGCAGGAGCAUCCUUUAAUUGAAUUCGCAUCUCUGCCUUGCGCUCGUUGAGUGCCUUACCAGCCUUUAAAAUAAUUGGUACCCCAGCCCAUCGAGGAUUGUUGAUUCUCAUUCGAAUACAGGCAAAGGUAGGUGUGUUUGUGUCCUUGUUUGUAAUGGUUGGAUCGUCUUCGUAUCCUUCGUACUGGCCCAGAAUACAAUCCUCAAGUUUGAUAGGUGGGAUGGAAUUCAAGACRUGGACCUUUGCGUCGCGAAUAGCAUUGCCGGCCUCGGGGCCAUGGGCCACAGUCGGAGGCUCACAGCACAAGAGAGUCAAAACUUGYAACAAGUGAUUUUGCAAUAUGUCACGAAUGAUACCGUUCCUUUAUCGAUGAUAGCAUAAAUAGAAAAUGAAGUGGAAUUUCGUUAGUUUUUGUCUUCCGCGAAAGGCAUUUUGCUUUGUAAAUUUGUCAACUUACUGGUCGAAAUACCCUCCUCUUCCRUCGGUACCGAAAGGUUCUUUGAAUGUGAGAAUCACCAUCUUGACAUUGUCAGCAUUCCAAAUACGUUCUGUCCAUACAUUAGAAAAACGAAUCACAGUCAGAUUUUGAACCAUUUCUUUUCCAAGAUAAUGGUCAAUUCGGUACAUGUGAUCUUCGGUGAAYUGAGAGCUCAGGGUCUUGUUCAGCUCCUCAAAUGUGUCUAAAUCCCGUCCAAAUGGUUUCUCCACAAUCAAACGAGUAAAGCCUUUUUCCUCGUCYUGCAUACUAGUCGUCUUGAUCGCAAGUGCAGUUUCGGCAAAGACAGAGGGAGGAAUGGCAAAAUAGAAAAGUCGAUUGAAUGCUUUCAAAGAAGACUUGGAGCUUUCGAAUAUUUCGAURCUAUUCUUGAGCUUCUCCCAGGCCUCAAGAUCACCAUAGGAACUUCCCUGUUGGUAACAAAUAAUGGACAAAAA